Molecule: messenger RNA, 1128 nt
Organism: Spodoptera littoralis (African cotton leafworm)
Lineage: Eukaryota; Metazoa; Arthropoda; Insecta; Lepidoptera; Noctuidae
Source: the annotation of a GenBank genome assembly
AUGGCCAACGAUUUGUGGUCAUGUACCUGUUGUACGGAGGCUCUUACGUGUUGGUUGCGCCUAAAACUGUCGCCGGAGGAAAUAGAGCAGCGAUACAGAAGCAAAGAAAUAGAUAAAAUAUUAGAGAAGGAGAAACAGACACUACGACGACAGGUAAAACUAUUAUUGCUCGGUGCGGGUGAAAGCGGAAAGUCAACAUUCCUGAAACAGAUGAGGAUAAUACACAAAGUGAAGUUUGAGCCGGAACUGGUGCGAGAGUACCAGCAUGUGAUAUACCAGAACAUAGUUAAAGGUAUUCAGGUGUUGGUGGACGCGAGGGAUAAGCUCGCCAUACCGUGGGAGAACCCGAGAAACUUGGACAUCGGUCAGCAGGCGCUGCACUUCAACAGUACGUCAUCACUGGACAGUCGGCUGUUCGUGCAUUACGCGCCGCACAUACACUCGCUGUGGUUAGACAGAGCCAUAAAGAGGGCCUAUGACAGGCGGAGAGAAUUUCAAUUGAGUGACUCGGUGAGCUAUUUCUUCGAUGAACUGGAGCGCAUUGCGAGACCUGACUACAUCCCCUCCCACCAAGACAUCCUGCACUGUCGGAAGGCCACGAAGGGCAUCACGGAAUGUACAAUCAACAUCAACAACGUGCCAUUUGUAUUUGUCGACGUGGGAGGGCAGCGGACACAGCGGCAGAAAUGGACGCAGUGCUUCGAUUCCGUCACGUCCAUACUCUUCCUCGUCUCCUCUUCAGAGUUCGACCAAGUCUUGUCGGAAGACAGGAAAACGAACCGCCUAGAAGAGGCGCUAAAUAUCUUCGACACGAUCGUGAACAACGUAAACUUUAAAGGCAUCUCCAUCAUCUUGUUCCUGAACAAGUCGGACCUACUGGCGCGGAAGGUGGCCAGCAAGGAGACGGACAUCCGCUGGUUCUACCCGCAGUUCGCGGGCGACCCGCACAACCUGCGCGACGUGCAGAUGUUCCUGCUCAACAUGUUCGCCAACGUCCGCCGCGAGCCCAAGACGACGCUGUACCACCACUUCACCACCGCCAUCGACACGCACAACAUCGAGGUCGUCUUCAACUCCGUCAAGGACACGAUCCUCAAUCGUAACCUAGAAUCGCUCAUGCUGCAGUGA